Messenger RNA from Schizophyllum commune H4-8, 1498 nucleotides. RefSeq lists its product as uncharacterized. The transcript is spliced from 5 exons. NCBI's taxonomy places the organism in Eukaryota, Fungi, Basidiomycota, Agaricomycetes, Agaricales, Schizophyllaceae. The record is from RefSeq and is a predicted model, not a curated record. Bases 211 to 1212 code for a protein of 333 amino acids.
CUUGGCCCGUUUCACGGUUGUCGCAAUCAUGGGUUCGCGGUGGGAUGCUUCCUGAUCACACGUUCGGGGUGGUGAGGUGAGCAGGUGCGAGCCGCAUAUAUAUCGGCGUGUGGUGGGAGGGGCUCGUUGCGCACGCCAUUUCCCGCUACGCCCACCUAGGCCUCUCGCCCUUCCCUCGUUGUUCGUCGUUGGCCUCGGGUCCUCGUCAAUAUGGCGCGUCGCACGUCACUCAUUUCUACCACUCUUUCUUGCCUGGCAAAUCUUGUCUCGGGGUACCCUUCAAAGUGCUUUCAAGCCAGGGUAACUGCGAUCCCGGACUACGCCCUCACCUACGCGCCGUAUACCGUCCUUUAUAGCAAGGAGCAUUAUUUCCCUUCGGAUGUGGUGACCCACCUUGAGCAUACGACUCCAGAGGUCAAUUAUACCGCCAUCGCCGAUGCUACCACCCUAGCCGACCUAAACUCCCUGACCACCGACGCAUACCUCACCUCAAAUGACGACGUCGAGACCAAUCCCUCCUGGCUUACCUCCAUCGACAACAAGCCCGACGCCGACGGCCUCUCGGGGGCCCCUGCAACCAUCAUCGCCGUGCAGAAGGACGGCUUCGUAGACGUCUUCUACUUCUACUUCUACUCCUUCGACUACGGCAACGAUCUAUUUGGCAUCGUCUUUGGCAACCACGUCGGCGACUGGGAGCACUCGAUGGUGCGCUUUGUGGAUGGGGAGCCGACGCAUGUGUAUCUGUCCGCGCACAGCAGUGGGUAUGCGUACACGUACGAUGCGAUUGCGAAGGAGGGGAAGCGGCCGAAGGUGUACGUUGCGGAUGGGACGCAUGCGAAUUAUGCGAUUACGGGCACGCAGGAGUAUACGUUCGCGGGAAGCCUCAUCACGGAUGACACCGACGAAGGCCCGUUCUGGGAUGUUGCGCUGAAUUACCGAGGCUACUGGUUCGACAACGACACCACCACCUUCACCAUAGCCGGCGGCGCAGGUACAGGCGGCUCAGCACAAGACGCGGAGGGCGCACACUGGCUGCUCUGGGAAGGCGCGUGGGGGGACCAGGAGUACCCCGAAGAUGACGACCGCCAAUACUGUGUCUUCGACAUCUCGUGCCACUACGUGAACGGGCUAACAGGACCGUUGGCGAAGAACCUUGGGCGUACAAAGGUUUGCCAGAACGAGGAUGAUUGUGACAUUCUCGAUUCCUUAUAACUGCUAUACCCUCACAUGUAACGACCCGUACGACCAUUCACGAUUCUGACGCUUGCGGUGCUCCUUGACCUCCCCUUCCUUCCCAGGGCCUGCGUUUGAGACGACGGAAAUUGCGCGUACGGACAGCAUUCAAGUGCGGGACAGGUAUAGACGUUGUAUGCGUUGCCAAUGCUCUACGCGUUCGACUGAAGAUGCAUAAAUUGACGCGAUAGGUCUUUCAUGAACGGCAGAUGACGCUCGACGGACAAAAAUACUAUAAGCUAGACCUUCACAAGCAUAGGUGGCG